Molecule: messenger RNA, 1014 nt
Organism: Actinia tenebrosa (Australian red waratah sea anemone)
Lineage: Eukaryota; Metazoa; Cnidaria; Anthozoa; Actiniaria; Actiniidae
Product: adenosine receptor A2b-like
Biological process (GO): G protein-coupled receptor signaling pathway
Cellular component (GO): membrane
Molecular function (GO): G protein-coupled receptor activity
Source: RefSeq, a predicted model, not a curated record
CACUAGAGCAAAGUCUCUAAGAAGAUAUUACAUUUAAUUUUGCUUGAAUUUGACGUGAUAAAGAUGGAAAACACUUCAAUGAAUCAUAGCAAGCCACAUCCACCUUGUCUACCACCAGAUGUCUAUUCUCUUGAUGUUCAUCGUGGCUUUUACAGCAACGGCUUCAUCUUGACUUUCAUCAUUAUCAACGCCGUACUUGCUUUUAUUUCUUCAUGCAACAAUUUUGUGAUUAUUUACACUAUAGCAAGAACAGCAUCCAUCCAAGUUCCUUCGAAUAUCCUUGUUCUUGGCUUAGCCAUAUCUGACUUUGGAGUUGGCAUACUCGCACAGCCUGCAUACAGCAUCUUUAAGUUCUUCGAGAUGAAGCGUUUUGUUUCUCUUUACUGUACGUUUGGUUUAGUUAACAGCUACAGCAAUUGGACUCUUGCACCUGUUUCUUUUUUCACAAUAACAGCUAUCACAGUAGAUCGAUUCCUGGCCGUCCAUCUUCAUUUGCGAUACCUUGAACUUGUCACUGUCAGAAAAUAUGGCAUUCUUCUUGGAUAUAUUUGGGUCAUGAGUGUAGUUAUAUGUACUUGCCGAAUGCAACUGUCCCAUAUGUCAUUCAUCCGAGUCGUUGGAGUUUUCUCGCUUGUAUUUUUAAUAACAUUGAAUCUUUUUUUCCUCGUGAAAAUAUUUCAAGUCAUCCGGCGACACUCAAUACAGAUCCACGCCCAACAACAAUCAGUACAACAGUCUAUAGACAUGCCUAGAUACAAGAAAUCCGUCAACACCAUGUACUAUGUGAUUGGUGCGUUCUUGGUGUGUUAUGUUCCAUUUACAGGAAUGAUGGCCGUCAAUAGUGAUCCUAAUGAAAAGAUAACACAGAACAAAUUGAUAAUGAUGGUGGUUACAGAGACGCUUGUCAUGUUGAAUGGAGUGUUGAAUCCAAUAAUCUACUUUUGGAGAAUCCAGGAGAUACGCCAUGCGGCCUUUCAAUUAUUUCGAAAAAGCUUCAGAAAUGUCCAGCCAUGA